CGAGAACUGAUUUCUGCUUCCGUUUCUUCUCAGAUUAUUUAUUCCUAUAUAUCACGUUUUCAGGAAACCCUAAUUUUAAUUUCUUCUGAUAUAUUUUAGUUUCAGCUUUCUUAGGGGAAGCAGAAAUUCUGUUUCUUUUGGAUUCAUAGCCAUGGGUACUGGGGAUCUUGUAAGCGUUCACCCUACAGAACUCAAAUUCCAGUUUGAAUUGAAGAAACAAAGUUCAUGUUCUUUGCAACUGACCAAUAAAACAGAUAAAUAUGUGGCGUUCAAGGUCAAAACAACAAACCCCAAAAAAUAUUGUGUCCGUCCCAAUGCUGGUAUUGUUUUGCCCCAAAGCACAUGCAAUGUUACAGUAACAAUGCAAGCUCCGAAAGAGUUACCCCCUGAUUUGCAGUGCAAGGACAAAUUUCUCCUCCAAAGUGUUGUUGCAGCAGAUGGUGCAACUACAAAAGACAUUACUCAGGAUAUGUUUAGCAAAGAGGAUGGCAAGGCUGUCAAAGAGUUCAAGUUGAGGGUCAUUUACAUUCCUGCAAAUCCCCCAUCACCUGUCCCUGAAGGAUCUGAAGAAGGUUCUCCUCCCAGGGCAUCGGUGCUUGAGAAUGGGCAUCAAAAUAUGUCAUUAUUUGAUUCUGUAUCAAGAUCUUUAGAGGAUCCUAAAGAGAAGUCUUCAGAGGCAUGGUCUAUGAUUUCUAAGUUGACUGAGGAGAAAACUUUGGCUUUGCAACAAAAUCAGAAAUUACAUCAAGAACUGGAUCUGAUGAAAAAACAAAUGAGCAAAAGUGGUGCUGGUGGCUUCUCUUUAUUAAUUGCGAUGCUGGUUGGUCUCCUUGGCAUCCUGGUUGGUUACCUUCUCAAUUAAACGCUGGAACUUGCAUUGGGUGUUUGGAAUCAAAUAUGAUUGAGGCCUUAGAUCUUCUUCACACUAACUGUUUUUGGGACUUUUCUAUUUCUAGUGUGUAAAUUGUAGCCUCUCAUUAUUGUAUUUAGACAUUGUGAAUGAUUGAUUUAUCCAAGUCUCUUAUUAAGAGCAACUUUUUUGGGUUUUCAAUGUUGAUGAAGUUGGGCUCA
Molecule: messenger RNA, 1071 nt
Organism: Juglans regia (Persian walnut)
Lineage: Eukaryota; Viridiplantae; Streptophyta; Magnoliopsida; Fagales; Juglandaceae
Product: vesicle-associated protein 1-3-like
Exons: 8
Coding region: 152-862 (236 amino acids)
Biological process (GO): endoplasmic reticulum membrane organization
Cellular component (GO): endoplasmic reticulum membrane; plasma membrane
Source: RefSeq, a predicted model, not a curated record